This is a messenger RNA of Podospora bellae-mahoneyi, 3165 nucleotides long. RefSeq lists its product as uncharacterized. The coding region runs from base 2779 to 3165 and encodes 128 amino acids. Lineage: Eukaryota; Fungi; Ascomycota; Sordariomycetes; Sordariales; Podosporaceae. The transcript is spliced from 3 exons. The record is from RefSeq and is a predicted model, not a curated record.
CUCUCGGGUUGCGCGGGGACGGGGGCAGCCUGUGCUGUCGUUUAUGCACCGGAUUCCGGCGGCCAGCGAAUAGGUGCUGUUGUGGCCGUCGUCGGUCAUAUGUGUGUGUACGGAAGAGGGGACGGUGGGUGGGCGGUCGCUCGCUCGCUCGAACUAUCUGAUUGUCUUGGUAUCCGGAGCUGUGGGUGGGUAGGUAGGUAGUUAAAGCUACCGUAGGUAUUCGGGAGGAGGAGGAAGGGCCAGGUUAGGUUAGGUUAGGCUAGGCAAGGUAAAGCAGGUCGGCAGGACGAGGCAGAGGGUGAGGCGAGUUUGCGAGUUUGCGAGUUAACGGGGGAGAGUCGAGGAGGCUGCUCUGCUAAGAAGUAGUAAAGUGAAUGGCGGUGUUUUGGACUUGUGUGGUCGAAGAAUGGAUGCGAUGGUGCUCGGUGGAAUGUAGCCAGACCCAGGGAUGGCUCUGGUGCGGAGGAUGGGCGAGCCACGGGCUGAAGCCAAAAGCGGGUCGGGGAGGGGCCCUGCUUUUGCUGCUUGGUGCCAGGUGCUGGGUGCUGGGUGGGUGUGGGUUGAUCUGGGAUGAGAUGGAGAUGGGGAUUCGCGACGGGGGUUGGAGGGAUUGGCCUUGAUGCGCGGCGUUGAGACGAAAGGAGAACGGGCGGACAGGGCUCCAGUGCAGGGCUUGCAGGGCAGUUUUGGCGGGUUUGCGGGUGUUGCGCAGGAGAAGCUCCCAGCUACGACAAGGGAGGAGUGGGGAACGCUAAGAUCUUAGCGGAGUCGAGUCAACCCUGUGGCUCCUUUUUUUAGGGCGCUACCGACAACCCGACGGCAGGGGAGGGGUCCAGUCCUUUUUCUUUUUUUUUUUUGACGUCGCUCGUUGCUCCUGUUGCUCUCUGUUGCUGCAGGUCACGAUGCACGCGAUCAACUUCAGACGGUUAUUAUUUCAUGGUGGUCUACUGGGGGUUGUGUGUGAUAUGCCAGCUGCUUCGUGUAGAUAGAGAUGGGAGCGUCAAUCUACCUAUCUUAUCAGGUAGGUCAAAGAGAGCUAUCCAGAUCCAUAUCCAUAUCCAUAUUCAUAUCCAUAUCCACACCAUUACGUAGACGUCCUCUAGACGGGACCUCAAAAGUUGCUCUACGUCGUCGAUCGUUGCUCCCACCCGCGAUUAGGUAGAGAUAGUUUUAGAUACACGGUCCCCACUCAAGACCGGUGGAGCCCUACCUACAAGCGACCAACUGUUAUACCUGACUCCCGAACCGGAGCUUGAAAAGGGCACCGUGUGCCUCACUAGCCCAAGGACUCGUCAGUCGAGGCUCCAAGGGCACAGCAAUAGCUGAUGGGUGGCAUCGGACCAGAAGCGUGUUUCGGCAGCGUGGUCAGCGCCGUUUCCAAGGUCGCCAACAAGGCCUUUCUCUUUCUUUCUCUGUCUCCAGAAAUGCGAGCGGCAAACCGUGUGAGAGGGGAAGUGGAGGAGUAGAGAGGGGCCUUUUCCGGGGAUGGAAGGGCACCUAUCCGGGGCCGCUCACCAGCGCACCUCAGUCCCUCAGUCCUUCGAGGUAGCAUGACGACGGCGAUGUGCUAGUGGCUGUGUGAAUGUAUCGCCGGUGCAACCGGGGCCUUGAGGGUAUUUUUCUUGAGCACUUUUUCUUUUGCUUCUUUUUUCUCUCUUGUUGUCUAUUUUCCUUUCUGUUGGCUCGAUGGUUUGCCUCAUGCCCUACACUAUAUCAUAGUAAUUAAUUGUCUAGGCCUUCUUGGGCAGUUGGCACCGUGUGCGCAAGCCACUUUGCGGACUGUGUGUUCCAAUCAGCGGCAUCGAACACAUGCACCGAGCGCCCAGCAGAUGCUCCUUCGGUGCCGUGCCUCCUCCCACUGUUGGCUUUCCCUUUUCCAUGCCAGAGUCCAAUCGUCUUCCGGCCGAGAUUUGAUGCCACACGAUGGGCGAUCCGCAAGGCUGCUGAUCUCGCGGCCGAGUCCCUCGUUAACUAACGCCCUUCUUUGUUUUGCUCAGGCCUCUCUGCGUUGUUAGCUCGAAUCUCGAACACUCUUGAUGAGGCCCUCAGAGCCAAUGCGUUUCGAAACGCCCCGUUCUCGGCCACAAAAGCAAUUGUUGAAAAGUCGGCCGUUUCGGACAAAUAGACAAUGGGGGGCGACCGAACCCUGGCCUGACUGAACGCUGCCAACUUGACCUCCUGGUUCAGAGACAAAAUUCGUACACCGCGGUGCACCGUUGCACUUGGGGCCAUGUGCGGAAUGCUUGUGCUUGUCUGGCGUCAUUUGUCACCAGCAAACAGUCUCUUGCGCGUGCAUAUGCUGGCUGUCUCCAUUUUGGUUAACGGAUAUUAAGGGGGUAAGAGAGGGUUCGCCACAAAAACCGGCCGUGGUCACGAAUGGCACCAUCGUGGGAUGCAGGGACACAGUGUUCACUCGAAAGCACACCCUUGGCGCCUUCACCGGUAUGGAUGCGACAAGGGAAUGGCAAUGUGCAGAAUAUUGCACCGGUCUGAUAAACAGAAUCUCGAUAGCUUCGAGGUAAGGGAUGCUGUCUGUAUAUCAAGCUCCUCUGUCCUCGUGGAAUGCCUUCAUCUCCGUUGUCAUCGACGGGCCGAGAAGCACGAACGAGAUCACCGCCCAGUGUCUCGCCGCUUCCCGCCCGCAAACUCCUCCCCUGACUGGCCCAGCUCGAUGGCGAUGCGCCUCCCAGCAGCCGGAUCCGGGGAAGACCAGACGAGCUUGGUGCUCCCGCCUUGUCAUACCUACCUGAUCCAGUGGCAGGCCAUCCGUGUGUAUAAAUGUGCGCCAUCUGUGAUGCUUCCAAACAAGCAAGCGCCAGUACACAUCUUGUCACACACUCCAACCUCUCCCUCUUUGCCCCAGGCGUGCUUCUCUUGGGUUCCUUCCCGGGAGAGGCAUGCGACCCUCUUCCUUUUGGGGUUUAUGCUGAAAGGCAAGACGUCGCAGUGAAGCCGCAGGGCCCCCCAGCGCUGGCCAUGUGCGGCCGGACUGCCGUGCAGUUGUUCUUUUCCACUCUGGAAAAGCGCCCGAUGUCCGGCACCGAACCCGUAUCUUCCCCAGCCUCCUGCCCGGUGCCGGUCUUGGCCAUUAUCAGCAAGCCGACAUCUGCCAGCAUGCGGAGUCUGCUGGCAUCUCCCAACCGCACCACCCCGUUGCCGUCCUGA